GAUACAUCAAUGCCCGCCUCGUGAACGGACAAGCCAUUACAUUUCCACGUUGAGUGCGGAAAGGAAAUGGCAUCAGUGGCCAGGCUGCAGCAAGGAUUCUCCACCAGUAUAACCCCGCACUUCGUCUUGGUUCUCUCAUUCUUUGUAGAAAACUGUCUUUGUAGCAACCUGUCAUGAACAACUCCCCAUUUUCUACUUAAUUCAGUAAGUUCGAGAAAUUGUAGGCGAAAUCAACAAAUUCUCGCGCAGACUGCCUCUUUACUCAAGCCCGCAAAAUGGCCAAAUCCAUCAGCAUUUCUGCUGUCGGCCACUCGGAGAUAAAUCGAGACCCAGAGCGCGCCGUUGUCUGUUUCAGGGUCUCACAGAAGGACGGGAAUAAAACGGCUGUGUCCAAUAAUGUGAUCCAAACGGCGAAUACCGUCCAGGAGUUCCUUGAGACAUACAUUCCCAGACUUGCCUCUGGCGAAGCCACUCCGGACGCGGCGAUCACUCACUGGACCAUGGGCACCCUUAACACUAAAUCUUACACCGAUCGCGACGAACAAAAGACUAUGUUCGAGGCAAGCACUUCGUUCUCUGCCACAUUCCGAGAUUUCGAUAAGCUUGGAGCCGUCGCCACGACACUCAGCGUGAUGCCAAACGUUAGCAUAACGAGUACACGAUGGAUGUUGACGGACGCAACGAUAGCGUCAUUGAUUUCAGAGUGCAGAAUUAGUGCGGCACAUGAUGCACGGACGAAGGCGAGAGAUUAUGCUAAGGCGUUUGGGUAUCAAGACGUGGAGCCUUAUGAAAUUUCGGAUACCAGUUAUGGAUUACCGUCGACGAGUACGGCGAGCGUGAUGCGCUCGAGAAAGAUGAUGCGCCCGAUGGAGAGGCAAGAGCAACAGUUGAUAUUCCGUCCCGAGGAAGUGUCCAUGACUUCGACCGUUACGAUUAAAUUUAAUAUUGUGUGAUUUGCGGGAUGGGAUGGAUAACAAGGUUUUGCCGAUGGCGUGUCGAAAAUAGGAACGAAGAGUGGGGAAUCUUGUUGUUGAUGAUGAUGAGACACCAAUUGUAGCAAUGUCAGGAUAUGACUUUAAUGUUUCUGCCUCUCACGGCCUUGGAGGGUUUAUUCCUGUCUUGUAUUCUACAUUCUUUGGCCAGCCCCUAGCUGUGGUUUUAAAGUCAAACUCAAGAUGUAUGCAUCUCCUGUCGGUUAAUCACGAGAAUGGAUGGAUAAGCGAAGUUUAUUUGCCGCUUGAAAACUUAGAGUACUAUUAGGAUCACCACGCAUCUCACUUGGGAGUCGCGGUCAACACAAUGAGGACGCAGCGCCACGGGGAACCAGAAGUGUACCCUAUUAGCCCUCAUAACGUUUUUAGGAGCUGCAAUAUCAAGGGUCUGACCUUGUAUGUAUGUACAUGGAAGAAAAUAUAAACAAAUGGUUGUUAAACUGGCGUAGGAUGUUUGGAUGAAGCUCCC
This is a messenger RNA of Blastomyces dermatitidis ER-3, 1461 nucleotides long. RefSeq lists its product as uncharacterized. The record is from RefSeq and is a predicted model, not a curated record. Gene Ontology annotation, biological process: DNA damage response. Bases 276 to 953 code for a protein of 225 amino acids. The transcript has a single exon. NCBI's taxonomy places the organism in Eukaryota, Fungi, Ascomycota, Eurotiomycetes, Onygenales, Ajellomycetaceae. Gene Ontology annotation, cellular component: external side of plasma membrane.